GGUAGUUGCAAGUGGCAACCGCGCCCCGCAGCUAGCAUCCAGGUCGAGCCCUAGCUUAGCCGCCCCUCAGAUCAUCUCAAUUCCUCCCGCCGGCUGAUCGGAGCCCCCUCCCGUCGCAGUCCAGAACUUCUCCGUCGUCGAUUGCAGGAGGCGAAGGAUGAGGAAGCUCGCGUUCCACGAGCGGAAGCGGCUCAAGAGGGUCAACUUGCUGGACUACGACAAGGGCAAGGGGCGCCGCGAGGGCCGCGUGACGCAGCGCUACCACAUCGUCGAGAGGGACGACUACACCAAGUACAAUGGGAUAUGCCUGAUGGUGCAGAAGCAAGUGAGCAUUAUCAGGCAGAUGGACCCGCGGGACCCUUUCAGGAUCCAGAUGACGGACAUGCUGCUCGAUAAGCUGUAUAAUAUGGGUGUAAUUUCGAUAAAAGAGAGCUUGGUAAAAUGUGAGAAACUUUCAGCGAGCUCCUUCUGCAGACGAAGACUAGCAACAGUUAUGACGAGGAUCAAGAUGGCAGAGCACCUCAAAGAGGCCGUGACAUACAUUGAACAGGGCCAUGUGCGUGUUGGCCCUGAGGUCGUCACCGAUCCAGCCUUUCUUGUAACCAGGAACAUGGAGGACUUCAUCACCUGGGUGGAUUCCUCAAAGAUCAAGAAAAAAGUCAUGGAGUACAAUGAUGCAUUGGAUGAUUAUGAUGCCAUGGGUUGAGGGUACUGUUCAGAGAAUUUCUGUGUGGCCAGGAAUGUACGCUGAUGAUGUGUGAUAUUCUUUAGGUUAUCAUCUGAGAUGAUUGUUACAGAGGUACUAGCUUGUGCAUUUGGCUAUUUUGGGCUGCAGAUGUUGAUGCGAUUAUAUACUAAUAGUUAACUAACAAUGAUA
Messenger RNA from Sorghum bicolor (sorghum), 877 nucleotides. RefSeq names its product U3 small nucleolar ribonucleoprotein protein IMP3. Gene Ontology annotation, biological process: rRNA processing. Lineage: Eukaryota; Viridiplantae; Streptophyta; Magnoliopsida; Poales; Poaceae. The record is from RefSeq and is a predicted model, not a curated record. Gene Ontology annotation, molecular function: rRNA binding; snoRNA binding; structural constituent of ribosome. Gene Ontology annotation, cellular component: Mpp10 complex; small-subunit processome; small ribosomal subunit. Bases 158 to 706 code for a protein of 182 amino acids. The transcript is spliced from 4 exons.